This is a messenger RNA of Glycine soja, 1227 nucleotides long. Its product is annotated as UDP-glycosyltransferase 83A1-like. Lineage: Eukaryota; Viridiplantae; Streptophyta; Magnoliopsida; Fabales; Fabaceae. Bases 35 to 1207 code for a protein of 390 amino acids. The record is from RefSeq and is a predicted model, not a curated record. The transcript is spliced from 3 exons. Gene Ontology annotation, molecular function: UDP-glycosyltransferase activity.
AUGGUGUCAGAAUCCAUAGAAAUCCAAAUACAACAUGGGCAUUCCAACUGUGCUAGCUUUACCUUAUCCAGCACAAGGUCAUGUCAAUCCCCUGAUGACUCUCUCACAGAAGUUGGUUGAGCAUGGAUGCAAAGUCUUUUUUGUGAACACAGACUUCGACCACAAGCGAGUGGUGAGUUCCAUGGUGGAGCAACAAGAUCAUAGCCUUGACGAAUCACUACUGAAGUUGGUCUCAAUCCCUGAUGGUUUAGGACCUGAUGAUGAUAGAAACGAUUUGAGCAAGUUAUGUGAUUCUUUGCUGAACAACAUGCCUGCUAUGCUUGAGAAGCUCAUGAUAGAGGAUAUUCACUUCAAAGGUGACAAUAGAAUCAGCCUUAUUGUUGCGGAUGUGUGCAUGGGAUGGGCGUUGGAUGUUGGGAGUAAAUUGGGAAUCAAAGGAGCCCUGUUGUGCCCUUCAUCAGCAGCUUUUUUUGCCCUGCUGUACAACGUCCCUAGGCUUAUUGAUGAUGGGAUCAUAGAUUCUGAUGGUGGAUUAAGAAUAACUACUCAAAGGACAAUUCAGAUAUCACAAGGUAUGCCUGAGAUGGACCCGAGAGAGCUUUCUUGGUUGAAUAUGGGUAACACCAUAAAUGGUAAGAUAGUACUCAAUUAUCUGAUGCAGUAUACACAGAGAUUGAAUAUGACAGAAUGGUGGCUUUGCAACACCACAUAUGAACUUGAACAUGCGCCAUUAUCAUCUAUUCCUAAGCUUGUACCAAUUGGUCCAUUGCUGAGAAGUUAUGGUGAUACAAUUGCAACUGCAAAAACAAUCGGACAAUAUUGGGAAGAAGAUCUAUCCUGCAUGAGUUGGCUUGAUCAACAACCUCAUGGUUCUGUCUUGUAUGUUGCCUUUGGUAGUUUCACUCAUUUUGACCAAAACCAAUUCAAUGAACUAGCUCUUGGACUUGACCUCACCAAUAGACCUUUUCUUUGGGUUGUGCAUCAAGACAAUAAGAGGGUAUACCCUAAUGAAUUCUUGGCGUGUAAAGGUAAGAUUGUGAGUUGGGCUCCUCAACAAAAGGUGCUAAGCCACCCUGCUAUAGCAUGUUUUGUCACCCAUUGUGGUUGGAAUUCUACCAUAGAAGGUGUGUCCAAUGGGUUGCCUCUCUUGUGUGGCCAUAUUUUGGAGACCAAAUAUGUAACAAAACGUACAUUUGUGAUGAGUUGAAGGUUGGGUUGGGUUUUGAC